Molecule: messenger RNA, 1263 nt
Organism: Paramecium primaurelia
Lineage: Eukaryota; Ciliophora; Oligohymenophorea; Peniculida; Parameciidae
Source: the annotation of a GenBank genome assembly
AUGGCAAUUCUUUUAACUUUGAUGACACUUCCAUUGUACAAUAAUUUCUCUAUCUAGGGAGUUAAUCAUAAUCUUCACUUUAAUCCAAAUGCAACAAAACAUUUAUCUAAUACUUAAACUGCUAAACAAGAAAUGAAUGAUUAAAAUUUACAAUGUAAUAUAUAUCUCUUUUUAUCCAUUGUUCAUGGCAUCAAACGAUUAAAUAAACUAUUUAUUUAGACAUGUUCUAAUAGAGAUUAGUUUCUCCAUUUAUUUGACACUUAACAAUAUUCCCUCUUACUUUAAAAAGUUCUCUAAAUUGUAAAUCAAUAUUUCAAUGAUGAAAACACAAAGAUUUAAUAUGAAAAACAUGCAAUAAAUAGAUCAUGGCACUCUUCUGAAUAGAAACCAUAUUAACAAUACUAAUAGCCUAUAUAAAUAUAAAACAAUAACGAUAAGUUUUAAUAGAUGAUAAAGAAAAUUAUUUCAACUGAUUUAGAUCCGUUAAAAUCAUUGAUUCAUAAAGUUCAAGAUUAAAAUAAAACAUAUUAAUAUUCAUAAACCAAAAUAAAUAAUACACCCCAAGUGUCAUUUCACCAAAAUGAAAAGAUAAUGAAAUCAAAUUCUUUAAAAGAUUAAUUGAAAGAUAAAAUUGCUAAAUUAACUAUGUAAAAUACUUAUCUUUGUAAAGAAAAAAUUGUUAAAACUAAUUCAGAUUCUGUUCAAUAUACAUAAAACAAUAUAGCCAUUAAUGAAUCUAUGAAUGAGAAAUAAUUUGAGAAAGAUAUAAUUUAAAAAUAAAAUAAAACAAACUUUGGAUAACAUAUAUUAUUCAAUAAUCUCAUUCAAUAAGAAGAAUAACUUAUAUCUUAAUAAAAUAAUAUAAAAUAAUAAAAGACAAUACAUGAAUCAAUUCCAAUAUUUGUUUAAAAUCAAAAAACAGAUUUUGCAGUUCAAACUUCUGAAUAAUAAAUUGAUGCAUAAUUAAUUUAACCUAAAAAUGAUGAAAUAUAAUACAUCUAAAAUCAAGAGGAUAAUCUUCAUACUAGUUGUAAUGAAUAAAGUGUGAAGAGAUAAGAAGUUUCAAUGAAUAGAGUAAGAUAUUGUCAAGAAUGUAAAAAUAAAAAUAAAUACAAUAAUGUUGCUUCUAGUGCUUCUCCAUAAAAAAGUGAUAGACAUAAUCGUGAAAUCUAUUCAAUUGAUUAUGUUUAACAUAAAAGAAAGAUUGGUAAUACUUGUACAAAUAGAAAUUUUAAUAUUUUAACGAAUGCUUAAUUAGGAUGA